UAGUAAGAUGAGCUCCUACAAUCUCUACAAAGCUUGAUAACUAACACGCCUUAUUAAAAUAAACUACUCCACAUCUUACUUUGUCCCUUAGAAGAAUUAGGAUACUUUGUAUUUAAAUUGCCAUAAAAUAACAAAGCUACAACGGCAAUAUGCAUUUAUUGUUACAUAAACCUUCCCAAUUUACAAAUCAUUUGCGAUACAAGUACCAUCUUUCAUGAAAACCUAAUUUUUUAAGUCAAAUUAUACGUUUGAUACAUAUCCUACACGAUACAUUCUUUCGUCUCCCAACAAGUACUAAUAAACAAUUCGGUACUUUCAACCAUUUUAAUAACAAUAAUUAAUAAAUCUUCCUAGCCGUUUGUAGCCUCAACUAGCUUACAAAGACAAGCAGAGGUGGGAAGUGUGGGAGAAUCAGAAAAAGAGGGAGCGUGUUUAAACUACAACUUUUUUUCUCAGUCUCUUCAGAUUUUCUGCCUUUUUCUUUCACCUUUUUGUCAUUGAUUUGAUUUUAUGAAUUCAAUAAUUUGUGUUCUUAACUCCAAGAACUCUGUUAUUGCUGAUUUGGUGUUGAAAUUCCAGAGAGUUUAUUCCUAAAUUACUCAAAAAUUUGGAAAGAGAAAGAAACCUAGAGAGAGAAAAAUGGGGUGCAUGAAUUUGAAUUUGGCCCAUCAGCAGUGGACAGUAGUAGUCUGCUUGAUGAUGACCUUAACGGUGUCGUUUUGUGAUGGAUAUACUGAUCCCCGUGAUGUUUUUGCAAUAAAUAGUUUAUAUGCUGCAUUGGGAAGUCCUUCAUUACCUGGAUGGAUUCCACUUGGUGGAGACCCUUGUGAGGAAGCUUGGCAAGGUGUACUUUGUGUCAAUUCAAACAUUACUGGAAUAUCACUAAACAAUGCUGGUCUUGGAGGAGAAUUGGGUACUAGUUUGGACUCAUUUUCUGCAAUUAUAUCUAUAAACCUCAGUGGCAAUCACAUUGGAGGUACCAUUCCUGCCAAUUUGCCUCCAACAAUGAAGACCUUGUUCCUUUCUGAUAAUCAGCUUACCGGAGGCAUUCCUGACUUGUCUAUAUUAAGUCAGUUGACAGAUCUGUCGCUAAACAAGAAUAAUUUGACUGGGGGACUACCUGAUAGCUUUCAGCAACUUUCGGGUUUAAUAAACUUGGAUCUCUCUGAGAACAACAUUAGUGGUACUUUGCCACCAUCAAUGGGGAAUUUGUCUUCCCUUACAACACUCCAUUUGCAGAAUAAUGAGCUCACAGGACUCCUCGAUGUUAUACAAAACCUUCCCUUAACUGACUUAGAUGUAGAGAACAACCAAUUCUCCGGCCCUAUACCUCCCAGAUUGUUAACUAUUCCAAAUUUCAGAAGCACUGGAAACCCUUUCAAUACCAGUGUUCUUCCUCCACCUCCAGCAGGAUCCCCAACUUUAGCGCCUGCAACAAAUGCAUCUUUACCUGGACAGCCUUCUUCUCAACAAACACGCAAGCAGCCAGAAGAUAGCCCAUCAGCUCCCAGAACAUCAAAUUCCUCAAAUUCGACAAAGUACAUAAAGCCAAUAGUUAGUGCUGCUAUUGCUGUGUUGCUUCUUUUAGCUAUUGUGCUUGGAGUUUGGUUUGGUGUUGCAAAUUGGUGCAAGCGAAGGCAAACAGGUGAUGAAUUUACCAAGGGGAAUGUAAAACCUGUAUAUGAAGGGAAAGGAGAAAAACCUAAAUAUAAUGAGUCUUUACCUCAAAAACAUAAUCAAGCUGCUAAAGCGUUUCAAGAGAUACCUUUUAAGACCCCAAACGUGAGGGAUGUAGACCAAAAUCAGGUGAAAGAUGUAAAAGAAGUUGCCAUGAGUAAAGAUGCUCAUUCCAUAGACAUGACAGGGACAACUGCCAGUUCUUUUUCAGCACAACCAGUGCCACCUCCUCGACACUAUUCUAACGAGAACAUCAUUUUGAAACCAAUAAUGCCUACAUUUGUGACUAAACCACAGAAAUCCACCUUUCCAAGCUCUGUGAAGUCUUUCACUAUUGCUUCACUUCAACAAUACACCAAUAGCUUUUCUGAAGAUAAUCUUAUUGGUGAAGGCAUGAUAGGCAGUGUUUACAGGGCUGAACUUCCUGAUGGAAAGGUCUUUGCAGUGAAGAAAUUCAACAAUGACUCUUACAGCCAGCAGACUGAAGACGAAUUUGCUCAGCUAAUUUCUAUUAUCUCUAAUAUUCAUCAUGAAAGAAUUGUCAAUCUUGUUGGAUACUGUGCUGAGCACGGGCAAAGACUGAUCAUCAAUGAAUACUGCAACAAUGCUACAUUGUAUGAGGCACUGCAUCUUGAUGAUGAGAUUCAUAAUAAACUUUCGUGGAAUGCACGUAUCAGAAUUGCACUUGGAGCUGCAAAAGCCCUCGAAUAUUUACAUGAGGAUUGUCAACCCCCUGUUGUACAUAUGAACUUCAAAUCCGCCAAUAUUCAUCUUGAUGAUAACUUUGAGCCUCUAAUCUCAGACUGUGGCCUAGGGUCUCUGCUAUCAGAUACUUUUACAGCUCAGGUUUCUGGUGGAUAUGGUGCUCCAGAACUGGAGCUAGGAACAUAUACUCAACAAAGUGAUGUUUUCAGCUUCGGGGUAGUCAUGCUAGAGCUUCUGACUGGCAGAAAAUCAUACGACAGUGCACGACCUCGAGGAGAGCAAUUUCUUGUGAGGUGGGCAAUUCCUCAGCUGCAUGACAUAGAUGCGUUAUCAAAGAUGGUAGAUCCUUCACUGAAUGGAUCGUAUCCCUCUAAAUCGUUAUCCCGUUUUGCAGAUAUUAUUUCCCUCUGUGUUCAGGCCGAACCAGAAUUCAGGCCUCCUAUGUCAGAAAUAGUGCAGGACCUCUUAAACAUGAUUCAAAGAGAGUCUUGACCUUAAGAUAUUGGAUGCAAAUUUCGAAUUAUCUGAAGCCAUGCCAAUCAAUUCAAUGUUGGUGAAUCUUGUUCAAGGAAAGAAAAUUUCUUAGCUUGCAAAGUGAGCUAGCAAUGUAACAUAAGCUAACAUGUGAUCAUUAUUAGUUUGUAAUGACCAAGGCUUACUACAUAGGGGAAGUUAGGGAAUUUUCGGGUAGUUCAGCUAGUUUUGCUGGUGUUUGCUCAUUACACUGAUGGGCAUUCUAGGAGUGUAUGUUGUAUUUUUAAGGGUAUGGUCUCCUCUUUUCUAGAGGUGUGGUGUAAUAUUAUUGUCAUUUUUUUAUGCUGAUUAAAUUCAAUUAUUGGACGAAAGUUCGAUUCUUUAUCAAGGAUUGUUAAUCCUACUUGUUCAA
Messenger RNA from Chenopodium quinoa (quinoa), 3268 nucleotides. Its product is annotated as protein STRUBBELIG-RECEPTOR FAMILY 3-like. Gene Ontology annotation, biological process: protein phosphorylation. Bases 640 to 2874 code for a protein of 744 amino acids. The transcript has 17 exons. Lineage: Eukaryota; Viridiplantae; Streptophyta; Magnoliopsida; Caryophyllales; Amaranthaceae. Gene Ontology annotation, molecular function: protein binding; protein kinase activity; ATP binding. The record is from RefSeq and is a predicted model, not a curated record.